Molecule: messenger RNA, 1083 nt
Organism: Drosophila obscura
Lineage: Eukaryota; Metazoa; Arthropoda; Insecta; Diptera; Drosophilidae
Product: cysteine and histidine-rich protein 1-like
Exons: 1
Coding region: 1-1083 (360 amino acids)
Cellular component (GO): nucleus
Molecular function (GO): zinc ion binding
Source: RefSeq, a predicted model, not a curated record
AUGGAGCCUUCCACUUCCUCAUCUGAUUCAUCUGUGGAUCACUGCUGGGGAAAUCUUUGCGAGUGCAGGGACGAACGUUGCUGCCUUUGCCGCCUGUUUGACAAUGCCAUCGACGACGAGCUGGCGAAUGUGCCGCUCACCGGUCUCAUGCCGUCAGGCGCCACAGUUCACAAGGAGUUCCUUUGCAUUCGCUGUGAGACGAUACCCGUGGGGCGGAUCUUCCAGUGCCACAAUGGCCAUCUGAUCUGUGAGGCGUGCUACCAGGUGCAGGUGCUGGACAAGAUGCUGUGCGAGACGCUCGGCACCUGUCCGCAGUGCAGUGUCAGGAUGUACCGCCACCUGCCCAACCGGAACAUCGCCAUUGAGUGGCUCCUGGCCGAGAUGCAGCUGGCCUGCGAGCAUUGCGGCACCAAAAUGCCGCGUUCCGCCCUCCGAUCGCACUUCCGAGGCGAGUGUCCCGGGCGCUUGGUGUACUGCAAGUACAGGCGCAUUGGAUGCCCAUGGUACGGUCGACGCGCCGAGGCCAGUGCCCAUGAUGCGGCGUGUGCGUGGCCCUCGAAGACGGGCGCCGAGCUGAUGGAGCUGCUGCUGCCCAUACAAGCCGAGCGGGAUGCCCGGACACGUGUGCUGCAGCAGAUCCAGAGUAUGGUGCAGCUGCCCAACCUGACGGUGCGGCUCGUGCAAGUCCUGCCCCAAGGACGCAUUCGCAAGUUUCCCCAGAACCAGUUCGUCGCGGUGAGCAACUUGCGAGCCCACGCCCAGCAGUGGUCGCUGCUCCUCAAGUGGCAGACACCCGCUGCCGACGAUGACAAUCCGCAGGCCAUGGGCUCGCUCCACCUCUGCCUGCAGCUGGAUCCGCCCGAGGACUGGUCUGCCAAGCUGCUGGUUUCCUACACCCUGGUGCACGGCACCCACUCCGAGGUGUUCUUUCGCCCGAACUACUGCGAACGCUUCGAGUUCUCCAGCAACCAGCUGCGUGGACCGCCAGCCCUCGUCUACCGCCACACCAUGGCCAACUGCAAGAAGCUGCUGCUCGAGCGCGGAAUCUACGUACGCCUCCUGAUCGCCCACAUAAAGCCGUAG